AUGCAGGAGGAUUACUUCGAUUCCAGUAUGGAUACCUUUUAUCCUGAGGGGAGUCAACCUUUGGUGGGAGAUUCAGAGAAACAUCCACAGAUUCGUCACGAGACUGGAUCCUUUUCACCCCAGCCUCAGCAUCCAGAAACCUUUGAAGAGCUAGAACAGCUUCCCUUUAAGGCCCUGGAAGCUGAACUUUCAGCAAGCACACAACAGAGCCCAGCUGCACUUCUAGGAUCUCCCGAGGAAUCAAAACCUGUGGUAGUUUCAGACUCAGAUUUGCUGUCAAGUACCCCUGAAAAGGGUGAUACUGCUUCAGUCCUGCCAGAAACCCUAGUUCAGCCUACAUUGGCUUCCGAGGAGAGAGGAUCUUCAGUGCCUCAGGAGGUGGAAGCUCAGCCUUUAGAGUCAGGUCAGAGUUUGAAGAAAGUUGAGCCCGUAUCAUCUUUGGUCCAUGAGGUGUCAACGUGGCCUCGAGAGCCAUGGCCUCGAGAGCUUGUAGGUAAACCAUCAGACCAUCCUGAAUAUGUGUCAUCACCAAGUAAGAAUGAGGCUCAACCCUUCAAUGUUCCAAGUGCGAGGGAAACACUUGCAGACAUGACAAUUGACAUGUUUGCAGAGGUCAGUAAUGAGCGUCAGCCUUCUCCCGAGCAGCAGGAGGUCUCAGCUCAGACUCCAAAUGAAGCAACUCCACAACCAGAAACAUCGACAACAUAUCAUUCUUCUCUGACACACUCUUCUGCCCUUCCUGCUGUACGACAUGCUUCAGAAAAGGCACACGUAGAUUUCCCUGAGCAACUGGAACAGAAUGUCUCCAUGACCUUUAACAUAUGUGAGCUCUGUACCUGCACAGAUAAGACCCUCUCCUGCUCCGGUCUCAGUCCAGAGAAGAGGCUCCAUAGAGUGCCUGUGCCAGGGCCCAACACCAACACCUUCACCGUCCUAGAUUUCCAAGGAAACUCUAUUUCUUCCAUUGAUGGAAAUACAUGGAAGGCAUACCCAUGGGUUGAGAAACUAAUACUCAGUGACAAUUCUUUGGCAGAAUUACGUAAGGAUUCAUUUGAAGCCCUUCCAAACCUCAAGUACUUAAUUCUCAGCCAUAAUCCCCUAACAACUAUUGAAGAUUUUUAUCUUUUUAAAUUGCCAGCAUUAAAAUAUCUAGACAUGGGAGCAACACAAGUGUCACUUGCAGCAGUUCAAAACAUCCUCAUGAUGAAUCUUAAAUUAGAAAAGCUGAUCUUACCUAACCAUCUAACCUGCUGCCUCUGCCAAUUUAAAAAUAAUAUUGACGUUGUCUACAAGACAGUCAAACUACGUUGUGACAGUGAAUGUCUUAUCAGCACACACUGUGAUGAAGAAGAAUACAUCAGUAAUAUGGAUGGGGAGUUCAUGAAGGCUUUACUGGCCCGAAAGAAGAGUACCAGCACCGAGCUGACGAUUGAACCAGAGAAGGCCUCAUCCGAGAGAAACAGCCUGUCCCUUUUCCAGCACGAGCACCUAGACAACAGUCAUCAGCGUGAUAUGCUUACUAGACUAGAAUCCAUAAUGUCUUUGUUACAGGUUGGGGACAUAGAUGCAGAAUCAACAUUGUUAUCCUUCAUUAAGUUUCUUUUUAAAGAUGUGCAAGAUGGAGGAAAUCCUCUGGCUCCUUCGAAAACCAGCACGGCUUGGAUUUCUAUACAGCCCGAAUCCAACAGUGAAAUCUACAAUAAGGUGAAAAAAAUCCAUGUUCUCCAAAGUCUGAUCAACACAGAAAUUCAAGAAAAAAUCCACAAAGUUAGAAAGAAGGAGAAAACUGCCACACAGGUCCGUUCCAGUCUUUUCGGGCCCAAAUUUAAACGCCAACUUUUCCCGAAGAUAUUGGAAACUGUCGGGCCACCAAAGAAAAAACACUUAGGAAAUGUUCAGGAGUGGGAGACGCAACCACUGCAAGGGAGCAGCAUGUUCAGGGAUCCCCAGGGCCAGCAGAAGAGGCACUUCAAAGAAGAGGGCACUCCCCUCAGCCAGAGGCGAGGGAAGGCUUGGUCCGCGGCGGGGAAUAUUGCCCAAGAAAGACGGCAGGGGCAGCUGGCCCCGGAAAGACCGAAAGACUUUAUCUUGGCAGGGAGGCCCAGGAAAUUGGUGGAAAGCUCCUUCAACGAGGAGUCAUCCUUCAUCCAGGAGCACAGGGCGCCGGCCUCCGUGCCCCUGGAACAGCACUCCAUGGGCAGCCUGUCUGCCGCCGCUGCUUUCCAAGUGCCACCGGAGGACGAAAUCCCAUCCAAAGACCUGAAAAGAACUCUACGCGUCUUAGAGGAUGCGGGCGCUCGAGUUCGGAACAUGAAGGUUCCUAGCCCCGGGCCACUCACCGGGAAGAACUACCUGUUUCGUAAACUUUACUCUCAGCUGGGCCGCAGAAUACCCCAGGCCAGAGUGAACACAGCGACAAAAGAAGCAGCACCGCAGAGGCCGGUGCUGGCCAGGAGGCCUCCUUUCGGUGCAGUGAAGAGCCUCGUCAACUCCCCGCCGAGGGGGGGGUCUCUGUCCUGGAGACACCAGGACAAACCUGUCACGGAGCCAUUCCUUUCAUUGCGCUCCAGCCAGGAAAAGAAGACCGCGGAGAGCACGCGUGCUCCAAACGGGGGGGAUGCCAGAAGCAUCGUGCCGCCAGAGAAAACUGCCGGUAUCCAAAGCACUGCCCCUGAGGAGGAAGAGGGGACGGAGGACAGCCUCAUGCCUGCUGUCAGACAGCCCAACGAGAUGCAGUGGGAAUAUCACAAGGUGGCCACCGACAUCGACUCUCCCCCACAGAAACCCGACCCCAGAGACGAACUUGAGAUGCAGCUCAUCCAGAAGUUGCGGCCCCUUAUUCCCAACAGUAAUGUGAGGAAGUUCAUUGCCCAAGUAAUUCGGACUCUGAAAAUGGACUGCUCCGAUCCCCGGGUGCAACUGGAGUGUGCCAAGGUGGUCCACAAAACCGGGCUCCUGAUGAAGCUUCUUAGUGAGCGGCAGGACGUAAAGGUGUCCAGUGAAAAAUGGGAUACGGACCAGUGGGAGGCUGAGAACUACAUCAAUGAGAAUACCGAAGGCCAGGGUGAGCAGAAACAGGCGGAGGCAAGUGAGCUCAUAAAAGUUCCAGGAUAUGUUGUGUACCACAAUCAAAAAGCAGUCGUUGCAAUAAAUGUGGCUGUCGUCGUGAUAUUAUUGGUUUUAAUUUUAUGUCUCAUUGAGAUUUAUUCUUGUAGAGCAAGACAGUGUAAAGAUGGAAGAUCCAGGGAGCUCAGGAAAGUCUUGAAGACAGCAGCACGGACUCCGGAGGAGAAAGCAGCCAAGGAGACCAAGACAGCCAAGACUCCCAAGACCCAGGGAGCACAGGGGACACAGGCACCACAGCGCUCCCCACCACCAAUUGUCCCCCUGGCACGACAGACCAGCGAGCCUCCACAUGGCUCCCUAGAACCACAGAACGCAGAGUCACCACACUCCAUCGGGUCUUCACAGCCCGUCGCAGCACGACAGUCCGUCAAGACUCUGCAGACCCCUCAUGUGCAGCAGAUCUUCAGAUCCCAGGAGAUCCUGUCAUCCCCGGAGAUUUCAGAUCAAACGGAUGAGUAACAAAAGGAGUCUUCACAGGCAGCUGUGGUGUUAGAGGCCCUACAGUGAACACCUCCUGCUUCAUACCACCUGGACAUUUUAUUGUCUGAAGAGCCUCUUGGCAGUUGCUGUAAAAUUCUUCUUUUUCGUAUGUUAAAUACAUACAUGCAUAAGA
Messenger RNA from Sorex fumeus (smoky shrew), 3739 nucleotides. RefSeq names its product leucine-rich repeat-containing protein 37B-like. The record is from RefSeq and is a predicted model, not a curated record. The coding region runs from base 1 to 3585 and encodes 1194 amino acids. Gene Ontology annotation, molecular function: protein binding. Lineage: Eukaryota; Metazoa; Chordata; Mammalia; Eulipotyphla; Soricidae. The transcript is spliced from 10 exons.